CUGAGUAACCGGAGUGCACAGAUGAUGUGCGGAAGAGCCAGUGCGCGCUUCCCCUAAUCUGGUUGAGCAGCCUCGCUGUCUUUUCAGCACCACUCACUGACAACCCGACCAACCGGAGAGGCUAGACAGGCUAAACGGACUUCCCUACCUGCUGUGGAUCUUUUUUCUCUCAAGAUAACAAAUCAGUACAACUUUUUUUGUCUUCAACUAAAGGAAGAGAAACAACUAUCAAAUCCUGAUACCGAGUUUACAUCUGCUGAAAGUAAGAAUUCACAUUUGUUGGUGUCUUUGUUCCAAACAGGAGCGACCAUGUGUUUGACGGAUGUAUGAUUUUAUGAUUUUUUUCACUGCGGAUUCACAUUUUUCCGAUUCAUGGUUUCACUUUAAUCUAUGUUUGGUAGACUAUUUUUAUCACACUUUGAAAGUGUAGAAAAUGUCCGCAACCACUUCAAUUAACGAGCUGAAUUAAGUUUAUUAUUUUUACGGGAGAUUUUAAACGUCCAGUCAGUAAUUUUCCUUUGAUAACGUGGGAUUUGUUUAGGUCGAUCUAGUCGGGAUGCUGACUUUAGUAGUUGGACUUUUGUACCUGGUCAUUGGACGCACCGUGAGAAGCCAGGAUGCUACAGGUAGCCGCUUUGUGUGCAACGCCAUUCCCCCGGGCGCAGAGCCGGGCUGCGGCUAUGGUCCGACGGGGAACCGUGUCCUGAGCAGCAGCCCCGUGGAGGACGAGCUGCGGAACACGAUCAUCCAGCUCCGGGAGACCAUCCUGCAGCAGAAGGAGACCAUCGUGAGCCAACAGGGGACCAUCAAGGAGCUCAACUCCAAGCUGGCGCGCUGCGAGGCGGCAGCCGACGAGUCCCCGCAGGGAAAGUCCCGGGGUCAGGGUUCCAGACGAAAGGAGUACAGCAAGAACACCAUGGGGGACCUGCCCCGGGACCCCGGCGAGACCAUAGAUCAACUGGGCAAGACCAUGCAGAGUCUCAAGGGUCGGCUGGAGAACUUGGAGCAGAGUUUGAGACUCCCCAGCACUAAUUUGUCAGCUGGAGGUGUCUCGGCCCUGACUCCCCUGCCACUAGAGCUGCGGGAGCUGCUGCGGCAGCGUCUGGGGGCGCUGGAGACCCAGCUCCUCCGGAAGGUGGCCGAUCUGGAGGAAGAGAAGAGCCAGCUCUACAAUGACACAGCGGCCCACCGACAACGCACCGAGAGCGCGCUCAAUUCCCUCCUGGAGAGGAUCACUGAGCUUGAGAAAAAUAACAAUGCCUUCAAGUCACCCGAGGAUUUCAAGGUGUCUCUCCCUCUUCGCACUAACUACCUGUACGGACGCAUCAAGAAGAGCCUCCCUGAGAUCUACGCCUUCACUGUGUGCAUGUGGCUCAAGUCUGGCGCCACUCCCGGCAUAGGAACUCCAUUUUCUUACGGCGUGCCAGGCCAAGCCAAUGAGAUCGUCCUCAUCGAAUGGGGGAACAACCCCAUUGAGCUACUAGUCAAUGACAAGGUUGCCCAGCUCCCUCUGUCCGUGAGUGACGGGCGGUGGCACCACAUCUGCAUCACCUGGACGACCAGAGAUGGGUUUUGGGAGGCUUACCAGGAUGGCGAGCGUCUAGGCACCGGGGACAACCUGGCCCCCUGGCACCCAAUUAAACCUGGAGGGGUGAUCAUCCUGGGCCAGGAGCAGGACAUAGUUGGAGGCCGUUUUGACGCCACCCAGGCCUUUGUGGGGGAGCUGAGCCAGUUCAACAUGUGGGACCGAGUACUGCGGCCCGUGGACAUCAUGGGUCUGGCCAACUGCUCGGCUUACAUGCCUGGCAACGUGGUUCCUUGGAUUGAUGCAAAUGUGGAAGUGUUUGGUGGUGCAAGUAAAACUGCUCUGGAGAUCUGUGAAGAUCGUGCUUUUGAUUCCUAAAGGAUCCGAUGUGAGGAAAUUCAGUGUAGCCUUUGGGUUUGAGAUCAUGACUGUGUGUUGCUUCAGUCAAUUCUCAAAUAUAGGGGUACCAAUGCAACAUUUUUACAUAUUUAUAUGGAUGACUGCGCAGUCUCAAAGACUCAACGUUUAAAGGACUCACCUGUUGAUAUGUCCAUUUAAUUUCAACACUGAGGACAUUACAGGAGACAUCACAUCAGUGUGCUCAUCUGAAGAAGAUAUGCUGUUGCAUCAGGCUACUGUAAUAAUAUGACCUACUAUCAUUCUGUAUUUUCUCUUCAGUAGAUCAGCUUUUGUUUGACUCCUCUUUGAAAAAAGCUCUUUUUGGUUGCAUUCAUUAUACUGACAAUGCUACACUGUAUUUGCAGUGAAUGUGAGCUCAAACAGGCUUUGAUGUGCUGUGGAACACUAUUCCCGUGUUACAUGGUAGAGUACUUCCUGCUGCGAGCUCCCUGGCUGUUUGAAGACACAUGAGGCAGUGAAAUGAGGUGGAUUUAAUGUUCAAAGUGGACACGAACAGCCCUUGCUGUUGAUUAGGCUACUUUAAAACAUGGCAGAAUGUCUAAAUAUUUUGAAUGAACCCAAGCAGUGAAGUCAGUUCAGAGGUGGCAGUGCAUGCUUUCUGUCAAUACACAGAAUGUGUGUGGUGUGUCCAAACGAGCCAAUGCAGCGUGCUGACAGCAUUAUGCAAGAGUGUGUUUGUAUGCUCAUGUGCGUAUGGCUUGUCUUGCGUGUAAAAAUACCAGAGAUUAUGAGGGAGGGAGGACAUUUUCAUUCUUGUUAAAUCUAUGCUUAAUACCUCUCUGCCCCUUGAGCAGCUGCCACAUCCCAACCAGCUUUAUGGAUGGGCUGGCUCUGCUCAGGUUAAUAGCAAUGUCGGACAGAUGCCCAGGACUGGCAUAUCGACAGAGCUGUGGAUGGCUGCCGAGUGUCCAGUGAGGGCAAGGACUAGGCUUAUCCCUCAAGGACGACCCUUAACUCCUCAUCUGGGUAGUAAUUAUCUGUGUUCAUGAAUGACCGUGGUGGUGAGCAGCCAUUGGUCCGCUGGCGUUUCUCAAAGCUAAGUGCAUCAUAAUCGAUAACAUCUAGAGGCAUAGACGGGAUGUCAAAUGAGACCAACACUCUAUGAACAUGAAUCUUAUGAUUGUCUUAAUCUCCUCUCACUGAAGAAGAAGACUCAUUUUGAUCCUGGGAUAUGAUAGAUAUUUUUUAAAUAAUGUAGGGAAUCAAUGGAUUUUGACGCUGCUUAGUGAUACAUUUGAUGCUUUUUGCUGCUUGAUUUAUGUUAGUCCUUAAUGUUGUGGUGAACAUUUGUUUUAAUACUGUUUGUCAGUAAAAUAUUGAUAUCAAGCCUGGUGCUGGAGCCCCAUAAGGAAAUAAUGUAAAAGGUGCAACAAAGACAAAUCGGUAUCAGUUUCUUUUUUAUUAUUUCACUGUAGAAUUUCCUCACAGAGUAGACACUGGUACAAAAGUCAUUAUACAGCUUAUAUCCAUGUUAGAAACAAAUGCAUUUGAAUAUAUAAUAGAAAAGACAUGAUGCAGUUGGCUACUAGACAGCGCAGAAUGUUAUAAAAGUGAGGAUGCACUUGUUGGAUUUGUCACCAACACAUUGUGAUUAUUCCUCUUUUGAGUGUCUUUAUUAACAAUGUUUUAAUGCAAAAUCAGGAGACAUCUGUUCUGUAGAAAGUGUAUUUUCUUUGCUUUUUCUGCUCAUGAUUUUUGUCCAUUAGCAGCACAUUAUGUAAAACAAAAUUCAAAAAACUAUAUGGUGAAUGGCCUUUUUGUGAGAACCAUA
Messenger RNA from Etheostoma cragini (Arkansas darter), 3716 nucleotides. RefSeq names its product neuronal pentraxin 2a (gene nptx2a). Bases 557 to 1903 code for a protein of 448 amino acids. The transcript has 5 exons. The record is from RefSeq and is a predicted model, not a curated record. NCBI's taxonomy places the organism in Eukaryota, Metazoa, Chordata, Actinopteri, Perciformes, Percidae.